This is a messenger RNA of Syzygium oleosum, 590 nucleotides long. RefSeq lists its product as uncharacterized. NCBI's taxonomy places the organism in Eukaryota, Viridiplantae, Streptophyta, Magnoliopsida, Myrtales, Myrtaceae. The transcript has a single exon. The coding region runs from base 53 to 490 and encodes 145 amino acids. The record is from RefSeq and is a predicted model, not a curated record.
GCGAGCCACGACUAAACCCUUGAAUUAUCAGCUCUCUCUCUUUCGCUCUCUCAUGGAUCUUUUGGCAAAGCCAUUCGACGGAAGCUUGAAGAGAUACUGGAGGAGGAGGAAAUACAGGCGGCUCGACGGCGGCCGCGGCCAGCGCCUGCAGGUCGGGAGGCUCGGCGGCGGCAACACCGGCGGCCCACGGAGGUCUUGGAAGAUCAAGAUCGCCCGGAAGCUGCGGUUGAGGACCAUCUACUACUCUCCCUUCAAGAUAUUCGUGCGGCUGAGGGACAUUUACGUCAACAUGAUGGUCCGGUUGGCCGGCAAGGUCGGGUCCCUGAACACGGACAGCUUCUUCGGCGGGAAGCAAGCUGCGAAGCCCCGGCGGCCACGGAUCGUGUACUCGAGCGAGGAGGUGGAGGCGAGGCUCGUCUACGAGAUGUACAAGGCCCUGCAAGCUUCUGGCGAGCUUUCUAAUGCCAAGGCCAUGGAGAGGAUGUGCUGAGCUCUCGCAUCUCUCUCCCUCUCUCUUUCUGUCUGCAAGGAGAUCAUGUGCUCCUCUUUUGUUCUUGUUCAAGCGUUGCUAUUAAGAUUUUGCACCUGUA